GUCCCGCUUUAGAGCCACAUGUCCUGUGUCAACACAUCACAAGUGGCAUUUGGUUUACGCCGUAGAGUAUUUAUAUUUUCAUAGUGUUAACAUGUUUUUUCAAGGAUAUGUGUUGUUGGCUGUCGUAUAUGUGACCACCGGAUCGGUUAUUCCCGAUUGCAUACGAGUGCAUGGUGGGCAGUAUGACGGGGAGAGGACAAUCAGCUCAAACGGGGAAAAGUGCCUCAACUGGCUCAAUGUUACUAAUGCCGCUGAUUACACCACCAACAAUACAGAGCUCUGGGACCAUAGUUUCUGCCGAAAUCCAGACGCCUCAGCAAGACCUUGGUGCUUUGUGUUGGUUGGAGGCGAUACUAUUCAAAAACAAGACUGUGACAUUGACUUAUGCCAAGACCAGUCUGCCUCCGCUACGGCAAAGACGAAUGUGGACCCACCUUCAUCCUCCGGCGAGGGGCAGGUUGGUCGGCCGGAUGCCAGCCCGUCCCAACGGGAGAGCGUUGCAGCGAAACCUGACCCGGGAAUUAGCCGAAGGGUUCGCGUCGGGCCUAAGAAGAAAAAGGACCUGGGUCCUCUAGGAUAUGUUCUUGGUGGCAUGAUGAUGCUCAUCAUCAUCAUGCUUGGAACGGGAAUAAUUCUGGGCUAUUUCUACAAGAAGGGACAAAAACUGAAACAGCAGCAGGAGCAGAGAGCCUACGAGCAGGAGAUGCACCGCAUCAACCUCCCGCUCUCCGCCUUUUCCAACCUCGCCUGCCAGCUCGACGAUGACGCCUGCUCGCCCAUCAACCACCAAGAGAAGCUUCUAGAAAAGGAGAAAGAGCAGGAGAGGAUGGAGGAGGAAGAGGACCCGGAAGGGGGACAGAGGAAGAAGUCGGUAGAGGCGGUGGUGCAAAUGGGGGUAGGAGAGGGAGUCUCUAAUGGUCUCGACGAGACCGACGCCUCUGGCGCCUGACUGGUGUGUGCGAGCCAUGACCUCUUGACCUUUUCCUCUGGAAUGGAAAGGGGUGUACUCAGAAGCAGCGCUUCCCUUUGUGGCUCUUCCCUGGAGAUGUUAGGAAUGUGGAGCAACCUACCUGUUUGUGCCGCUGUUUUUGCUGUCUAUACAAACACUGACCAGAUUGGACCGACGUGUUCUAUUUCAGGACUGAUGAUUAAGUGAUAACACUGAAGAGAGUUAAGAAGGUUUUGGGAGCUGGGGACCAAGUAAUAGGUGGCAAUCAGCAAAUCUGCAAAAAGAUCGACUCAGAAACAUUGAAGAGAGAUGACUAGUUCUACCAAAGAUUUACAGAAGUAUCACAGCACUGGAUUUAAAUACCGGUACAUACAUAUGCAGUUGUUUUUUAUUGUUCUGCUUUUUUGAGAAGGGAUUCCCAAAAGCAACCAUAAUAUCAUUGACUUUAUUUUGCAAUGUAGCUUUUCCUUCAAAUGCAAGAAAUGUACUUGCACUUGUUGAUUUUCUUAGUUUAACAACUGGGAGUUGUGAUUCAUUGUAGUCACAAACAUGUCACAUUUUUUUGUCAUUGUUCAAAUAGCUCUCACUGCCCAAACCAAGCCUUCCUUUAUCCUCUGGUUAAACGAGGGAAGGCCUUCAAAACAUGAACAACACUCCAGGCGAGCAGUUGAGAUGGACACUAUUUGUUUCAGCACCUUAAGCAGCAAUAGCUAGUUGUGUUGCAAAGUGUUAUGCCAUUAUCUGCAUCCAUCUUAGCAGAAUUGUUCUGCACAUGUAAAACAAGCAUGAAAUGCAUUGUAGAUAUAAAACAUUCUUUGAA
Alosa alosa (allis shad) is the source of this 1769-nucleotide messenger RNA. It is a transcript of the gene pik3ip1, whose product is annotated as phosphoinositide-3-kinase interacting protein 1. Bases 92 to 949 code for a protein of 285 amino acids. The record is from RefSeq and is a predicted model, not a curated record. NCBI's taxonomy places the organism in Eukaryota, Metazoa, Chordata, Actinopteri, Clupeiformes, Clupeidae. The transcript has 6 exons.